GCAGUCUGCAUGCCUAGGUGCUUGAUUUUAUACACCUGUGGCUAUGGAGGUGAUUGGAACACCUGAAUGCAGUGAUUUGGAGGGGCGUCCCAAUACUUUUGGCAAUAUAGUGUAUAUGUGAGGUGUGUCAGAAUAGUCCUGGUCUUAAAGUGGUUAAGUUGUCUUUCACAACCUUUUGUCGUUUUGUCACAGGUCAAAGAAUUUUGAUACUGGAGAUGUGUAUAAGAAGGCUUGGGGGAACAAAGAUGAUGAUGAUGUUGUCUCCAAGCAACCACGACAGGUCAGCAACGGACAGCAGCAGAGUGCACCAGGGCAGAGUGGCGCAUACAUAAAGAGGGUAACAAAUGAUGCCCGAGAAGAUGAGAUGGAGGACAAUCUAAAGCACGUCGGGGGCAUUUUAGGAAAUCUCAAGACGAUGGCUUUAGAUAUGGGUAAUGAGAUUGAUGCCCAAAACAAACAAAUUGACCGGAUUAAUGAAAAGGCAAUUAGUAAUAAAGACCACAUUGAUGAAGCCAACAAGAGAGCUAAGAAACUUAUUGAGUGA
Molecule: messenger RNA, 544 nt
Organism: Staurois parvus
Lineage: Eukaryota; Metazoa; Chordata; Amphibia; Anura; Ranidae
Source: the annotation of a GenBank genome assembly